CCUGACGUUCGGGAUCCGCGCAUGCGUUUUGACGUGGUCCCUGCUGUUGCCUGGCAACUGAAACGCGGUACGGCAGCUGGGGGGGCGCGCAUGCGCGGUGGCGCAGUUUACAGCGCGCCUGCUGUUGCCUGGCAACCAAAACGCGGUACGGCAGCUGGGCAGCCGCGUAUGCGGUUUACGGCGCUCUUGCUGUUGCCUGGCAACUAUAACGCGGUACUGGCGUUCGGGAGCCGCGCAUGCGCGGUGGCGCGUUUUGGCCGCCCUCCUGCUGUUGCCUGGCAACCAAAACGCGGUACUGGCGUUCGGGAGCCGCGCAUGCGCGGUGGCGGCGCGUUUCGCCAGCGCUCUCUUCUGCCGCCUCUUGACCAAAGUUCGGUACUGCAGCUGGGGAACCGCGCAUGCGCGCUGGCGCGCCGCGCCAAGCCCUCGCAGCUGCCACCCUGCGACCAAUAUUCGGUACUGCAGCUCGGAGGCUGCGAGUGUGCGGGGCUGCCCCUGUCCUGCACGUGCCGUCCGACGGUAACAGCAAUGCGGCACCGGCGGGAGGUGCCGCCGCGCUCGUUGCUUCCUCCCGGGGGAGGACAGCCGUGCAGCCGGAGUUACAGAAGAGGAGGGGAGCGGGAGAGGAGCAGAAAGAAGCGUCUGAACUGGCAAAUGCUCCCGGCAGCACCAAGAACAAGAGCUGUGUGUCCAGCUCCUCAUUUUUGGCAGCCUUCGCCUCUGCCCAGCAGCCCAUCGCUCCAGGAGCCAGCCAACCAACUGUGCAUUCCCCGACAGACCGAUGAGUGUGGCUCUGGGACCAAGUGCCAAGAGGCCACGCUGUGGAUGCGGUUGUCCGUUUGUCCCCUGGGGAUGCCGUUGACUGCAGCAGCCUCAGGCUUGCGUGGGCUGUCUCUGCCUGGCCUCCCUCUCCUUGCCGGUGUGGGAGCAAAAAGGGGCAGGUGGAGUGCUUACUGGCUGUGGACAGGAGCUGCUGAAGCUGAAGCUGGAGAGGCCAAAGAAUGGUAAACCUGCUGAAGAAUAAAAUAAAGAGGAUCCAGCCAGCAGCUGCAGACAGGAGAUAGCCUGCCUCUCCAGGUGGAUGACAGUCAAGUGACUGCAGCUACAGAGGAGGAAGGGAGAGGGAGAGGGAGAGAGACAGACAUGUCUGAACUGUCAAAUUCUCCCAGCAGCUCCAAGAGCGGGAGGCCUUCUAAAGGUGUCUGGAAUGCUCUUGUGACCGUUAGCUAAAUGUGUUCCCACACUACUGGUCAAAGCUGAGCCAACCAGCAAUGCUGGUAGCACCUCUGUGAUAUUUAAGAAGGGCUAAAAAAAUGCUGUGCAGAAGCUGUCAGUCCUGCAGACGCCAAGGUCAGUGAAGAAGGAAAAGGAGGAGGUGAUCCAGGUCCUAAAGCAGAUUCCCCUGCAGCCUGCAGUGAAGACCAUGGUGACACAGGCUGUCCCCCUGCAGCCCACGGAGGUCCAUGGCAGAGCAGAUAUGCACCCUGCAGCCGAGGGAGGACCCCUCACCAGAGCAGGUGGAUGCACCCGAAGGAGGCUGUGACGCUGUGGAGAGGAGCCCACACUGGAGCAGUUUUCUGGCAGGACCUGUGGCCCUAUGGGAGUGACACCACACUGGAACAGAAGAAGAGCAUGAAGGAGGAAGGAGCAGCAGAGACAACUUGUGAUGAACUGACGGCAACCCCCCGCUCCCUCUCCCCCUGUGCUGCUCGGCAGGAGGAGGUAGAGAAGUGAGGAGUGAAGAUGAGCCCAGGAAAAGGAGAGAGGGGUGGGGGGAAGUUGUUUUUCAGAUUUGUUCAUAUUUCUCAUUAUUGUACUCUGAUUUUGACUGACAAUAAAUUAAUUUCCCCAAGU
Molecule: messenger RNA, 1854 nt
Organism: Aquila chrysaetos chrysaetos
Lineage: Eukaryota; Metazoa; Chordata; Aves; Accipitriformes; Accipitridae
Exons: 6
Coding region: 22-1008 (328 amino acids)
Source: RefSeq, a predicted model, not a curated record